UUUCCCCAAAAAUCCCGCUCAGGCUCGAUCGCGCCGCUUGAGGAGCUCUGUGACGUGGCGCACGCCCACGGAGCGCUGACCUUCGUGGACGAGGUUCACGCCGUGGGGCUCUACGGGCCCCGGGGCGGCGGCAUCGCCGAGAGGGACGGGGUCAGCGGCAAGGUGGACGUGGUGUCCGGGACCCUCGGGAAGGCGCUGGGUGCCGUGGGGGGGUACAUCGCGGGGGGGGCGGCGCUGGUGGACGCCGUGCGCUCCUUCGGGCCCGGCUUCAUCUUCACCACGGCGCUGCCGCCCGCCGUGCUCGGGGGGGCCCUGGCGGCGCUGCGCGUGUUGGGGGGGCCCGAGGGGGGGUCCCUGCGCCGCUCCCACCAGCGCAACGCCAAACACCUGCGCGUGCUGCUGCGCGACCGCGGCGUGCCCGCGCUGCCCGCGCCCAGCCACAUCGUGCCCGUGCCCGUGGGUGAUGCGCUGGCGGCCACGCGGCUGAGCCGGGCCCUGCUGGAGCGGGGGCUCUUUGUCCAGGCCAUCAACCCCCCCACGGUGCCCAGGGGGGGGGAGCUGCUGCGCAUCGCCCCCACCCCCCAGCACAGCCCCCAGAUGAUGGAGCACCUGGCAGACCAGCUGUCCGAGUGUUGGGGGGCGCUGGGGCUGCCCCGGGACUCGCCCCUGGGCCCGGCCUGCGCCUCGUGCCAGCGCCCGCUGCACCUCUCGCUGAUGAGCGCCUGGGAGCGGCAGCACUUCCAGCCGGGGGGGGUCCCCGCCACCGCCUGAGACCCCCAAAACAGCCCCAAAAAACAGCCCAAAAAUGGAGCGACUCGCCCCAAAAACCAGCCCAAAAAUGGAGCGACUCACCCCAAAAAACACCCCAAAAAUGGAGCGACUCACCCCAAAAACCAGCCCAAAAAUGGAGCGACUCACCCCAAAAAACACCCCAAAAAUGGAGCGACUCACCCCAAAAACCAGCCCAAAAAUGGAGCGACUCACCCCAAAAAACACCCCAAAAAUGGAGCGACUCACCCCAAAAAACAGCCCAAAAAUGGAGCGACUCACCCCAAAAAACACCCCAAAAAUGGAGCGACUCGCCCCAAAAAACACCCCAAAAAUGGAGCGACUCACCCCAAAAAACAGCCCAAAAAUGGAGCGACUCACCCCAAAAAACACCCCAAAAAUGGAGCGACUCGCCCCAAAAAACACCCCAAAAAUGGAGAGACUCAUCCCAAAAAAUACCCCAAAAAUGGAGCGACUCACCCCAAAAAACACCCCAAAAAUGGAGCGACUCACCCCAAAAAAUACCCCAAAAAUGGAGCGACUCACCCCAAAAAACAGCCCAAAAAUGGAGAGACUCAUCCCAAAAAAUACCCCAAAAAUGGAGUGACUCGCCCCAAAAAAACACCCCAAAAAUGGAGCGACUCACCCCAAAAAACAGCCCAAAAAUUGAGAGAUUCAUCCCAGAAAACAGCCCAAAAAUGGAGCUGAUCCCCCCCAAAAACACCCCCAAACUGCAACGAGCUGUCCUGAAAAAACACCCCAAAAAUGGAGCGACUCACCCCAAAAAACAGCCCAAAAAUGGAGCGACUCACCCCAAAAAACACCCCAAAAAUGGAGCGACUCGCCCCAAAAAACAGCCCAAAAAUGGAGCGACUCACCCCAAAAAACAGCCCCAAAUCCCCAGUGCUCCCAGUGCUCCCAGUAUAUCCCAGUUUGGUCCCAGUUUGGUCCCAGUUCCAUCCCAGUUCCCUCCCAGUGCUCCCAGUCCAUCCCAGUUUGGUCCCAGUUUGAUCCCAGUUGCUCCAAGUUCCAUCCCAGUUGCUGCCAGUCCCUCCCAGUCCAUCCCAGUCGCUUCCAGUUCAUCCCAGUGCUCCCAGCGCUCCCAGUUUGAUCCCAGUCCCUCCCAGUCCCUCCAGUCCCUCCCAGUCCCUCCCAGUCCAUCCCAGUCCCUCCCAGUCCAUCCCAGUCCAUCCCAGUUUGAUCCCAGUCCAUCCCAGUCCCUCCCAGUCCAUCCCAGUCCAUCCCAGUUUGAUCCCAGUCCAUCCCAGUCCCUCCCAGUCCAUCCCAGUCCAUCCCAGUUUGGUCCCAGUCCCUCCCAGUCCCCCCCAGUCCCCCCCAGUCGCUCCCAGUCGCUCCCAGUCGCUCCCAGUACAAACACCAAUAAACCAGUUUGGCACUGGUGCC
Messenger RNA from Vidua chalybeata, 2172 nucleotides. RefSeq names its product 5-aminolevulinate synthase, erythroid-specific, mitochondrial-like. The transcript is spliced from 4 exons. The record is from RefSeq and is a predicted model, not a curated record. Gene Ontology annotation, molecular function: 5-aminolevulinate synthase activity; pyridoxal phosphate binding. Gene Ontology annotation, cellular component: mitochondrion. Lineage: Eukaryota; Metazoa; Chordata; Aves; Passeriformes; Viduidae. The annotation marks the transcript as partial. Gene Ontology annotation, biological process: heme biosynthetic process; hemoglobin biosynthetic process; erythrocyte development.